AUGGUGAAUUUGGACGAAUUAUUAGUAGGAAAAGAUCCAGAAAGAACUUGUACUUAUUCGUCGGUGAUAACUGCAGAAACAGCUUUAACAGUUGCUCCCAUCUACAAAUUGAACGAUGAUUGUUUAGGAAAAGUCUUGGAGAACUUUAUAAACGAAUCCACAACAUUAUAUCAAUGUAUUUUAGUCAAUAGGUCAUGGUGUAAAGCUGCAAUUCCCCUUCUCUGGAGUAAUCCUUUUGAAUAUUUAAAAAUUCAAAAAUACGAUCAUGGGUGGCGACUUAUAAGGACAUAUUUAAACUGCCUUCCUGAUAAUGAAAAGCACAUUGUUAAUAAAUGGAUCCUUCCAUCGGAUUUACAAAAAACCUUAUUCGAUUAUCCGGAAUUCUUAAAGUGUCUUGAUACUUUUGGAUUCCAAGAGGCCAUGACACAAUGGAAAAGGUAUCAUUGGAAGACAAUUUGGGAAAGACUUGGGCAUUUUGAUUUGGAUAAGGCGAUUGGAGAUAUUUUGUUUCGAAGGUGCAAUGGAUUAGAUAGCCUUUAUAUUAUCUUCUUUGCUUAUACACAAAAUAUAGCGUACUUUGAAGAACCUUCGAAUGCUUUAACAAGACUCCAAACUUGCAAAAUCAUUCAUGAUUUACAAGGAAGAUACUAUAAUUACGUUGAAAAUCGAGAACAAGUUACCCUUGUUGAAAAUUUUGACAUAAUUACAAAAUUCGCCCACAAUAUCAAAUAUUUAGAGAUCAUAUUACCAGAAAAUCGUACGAGAGAGACGGGUUACCAAUUGGCAAAAUUAUUAAAAGUACAACAUAACCUUGAAGAAUUCGUUGUAAGAGAAUUUUGGAAUCAAGCUGAUACUAAUGCUAUAUUCAGCUCGUUAGCAUGUCAAAGUCAAUAUCUGAGAUCACUCUCGUUCAUACGUCUCACACAUUUUCACGAAAAGUUGGCGGAACUUUUAAAUUCUUGUCCAAAUUUAGAAAUCCUCAGGUUUUUAGAACCUGAUGCGCAUAAUUACUCUAAAAUCCCUCCUUUAAAUUGUAGGUUAAAAAAUUUUUGUGUUUGGGGAAAACCAAUGAUAUCUCAAUUCGUUGUGAUACCUGAUAUAAGUUUUAGACUCGAUAUUAUAAGAUCAAUAAUCGAAACAAGUUCUUCAACUUUAAAGAAAUUGGCUUUGGGCACCUUCACUGAAGAAUUAUGCAUAUCAGUCAUCCAAUGCAUAAAUUUAAAAUCUUUAAUUAUUCAAGCAAAGGAGGAUAUCUCAAAAACUUUACCUCGAUACCUUUCAACAUCAGGUUUACAACAAUUAACGCUCUUUGGUAGACACGAACAUUAUUUCAAUCAAAACACGAUAUUUGAAUUUUCUAAAUCUAUGCCAAGAAGUUUAUAUCAACUAGACCUUUUACUAGAAAUUCUUCCGAAGGAUUUGGAAGUUUUAUUUUUAAAUUGUGAUUCGCCGCUUAAGAAAAUCUCGUUGUAUCAUCAGCAAAACAUUUUAGAACAAAAUAUUCCCGAAUUCCUAACCAAUUAUAUUGGUACCCUUGAGCAUUUCAUUGAAUUAAGGUACCUUAUUGACAAUAAGGUAUUGGGUGAAGUUUAUUUAGAACCUAUCUUGGAGGCUCUAACGGUUAUACCAAGAAUCAAGAUCGUUUUGGGCAAAAGACAUUUUUAUCCUUAUUAUUUUCAAGAUACUGGUUACUUUUGA
Molecule: messenger RNA, 1698 nt
Organism: Funneliformis geosporum
Lineage: Eukaryota; Fungi; Glomeromycota; Glomeromycetes; Glomerales; Glomeraceae
Source: the annotation of a GenBank genome assembly